AUGGCCUCUAAGGGCCCCGUCCAUGGGGGCGAGUUUCUAGACGGUCCCACGGUACAGCGGCCCGAGUGCCGGUCGUGUCCCCUCCCUCCCCGGCCGGCCCCACCAGACCUAUCUGGCUUUGGCUUUUCUCAUCUGGAACGUGAGCCUCUGCAGCCCCUCUGGAGCUCCGUCUACGGCCUGUGUGCCAAGACGGGGCUGAGAGAAGCUCCUGCCCUGGAGGGGCUCCCCCGGAGGACCACCGCAGACUCCCCUCUGGACCCACCUCUCCUCUGCUCCCGCCUCCUCUCUGCAGCCUUCCCAGACUGCUCCCUCCACAGGGCCCCUCCGGCUUCCGCAUUCCCUUCUGGGAAUGUGCCAUCCCGGGGCUUCCUAGCGCUGUCAGGAGCUCUCCUUGUGCCUCAUCAGGGGCGGCGGGAGCAGCGGCUCCGGGCCGGGGCUAGCCAUGCCAACCUGCCCAAGCACAUCCCCACUAAGCCCUGGAAGAAGGAGUCUCGAGCCAUCUCAAUGCUACAGAGAUUCUCCCCCUUCAACCACAGGCUUAUGGGUCAGCUCACAGUAGUGGGCACAGCCCACUCUCUCUUGGAAGUAAGUGCAAUUAGCUUCUUAGAUGACGUGGAAGUGGCAUCUUACAACAAAGAACACAAACAAAUUGUUGUCAAGAUACCCUGGAUCUCUAAAGCACUGGGAGAUAAUUAUCUCACACAGAUGGUGGAUGAAUUAUUGCUGAACCAAGAGGAAGAUUUGCGAUGGACUAUCGAAAUUUUAGCACGGGAGGACACUAACCGUAAUAGAAACCACACAGCCCAGCUCCUGGCAGAAUGUGAAAUUGACAAUAACAUCACAGUAAAAAGUCAAAUCCAUUUAAUUUGGGAUGGGGUUGAAUAUUACAGGAUAGAUGAAGAGGUUGGACAUUGGGAGAACAUAAUUCCUGAAUUCAAGCAAUACCAACACAUUCUGGAUAGCCCAUUGUGGACCACUCUGAGGAAACGAUAUAUGAAGCUAUAUUGUAUUGACUUGAUGAGGAAAGUAGUUGGAUACUCACACAUAAGGGAUAACGUGGCCCCGGAGGUGGCUGUAUCUCAACAUGUCAGCCCAGAAGGCAGCAUCAUUCUCUCCUGCAUUGCCACAGGUUUCUACCCUCGCUCCAUCCUGAUGCACUGGGAAAAGAAUGGGAAGCUGGGGAUAUGGGGAAAUGAGAGUUCCAGUGGCACCCUGCCCAAUAUGGAUUCCACCUUCUACCUCAAAGUUACCUUAGAACUACCACCAGAAGACUCAGGUGGGGGUUAUAGCUGUGUGGUAGAACACAGUGAAUUGAAGACCCCUGCUAUGUAUUCAGUUCCUGGAAAGCCCACUGUGGAGAAGUCUUGGGUCCUAAAACUUGGUAUUGUGUUGGCCAUCAUCCUACUGCUGGGCUGUGCUGGGGCCUUUAUUAUCUGGAAGAAGAGGAAGACAGGUAUGUACAUAAGGAGAGAAAGUUGA
Molecule: messenger RNA, 1479 nt
Organism: Gracilinanus agilis (Agile Gracile Mouse Opossum)
Lineage: Eukaryota; Metazoa; Chordata; Mammalia; Didelphimorphia; Didelphidae
Product: zinc-alpha-2-glycoprotein-like
Exons: 6
Coding region: 1-1479 (492 amino acids)
Biological process (GO): immune response
Cellular component (GO): external side of plasma membrane
Source: RefSeq, a predicted model, not a curated record